AUGCAUCAAGUACAGUUGCAACAGCUGAAAUCAACAGCAAGAAGCUCUGUGUGUGUGUGUGUGUGUGUGUGUGUGUGUGUGUGUGUGUGUGUGUGUGUGUGUGUGUGUGUGUGUGUCCGCUGCUGCGUGGCCCUGUUGGAGCUGUUUGGAGUGGUCAACGGCAGUUGCGAGGGCGCGCCUGCUGCCUGGGUCUGUCCUUUUGCUGAUGGCGCCUCCAACUCUUUGAACAUUUGCCUCAAUUUGCUGACCAGUCUGCCGGAGCACGGUCACGACGACGGCCGCAUUCGCAUCGAGCUUUCUGAAGACGAGUUGACACUGGCCCUUCUCAACAUUGCGAUUGCCCAAGAAGAUGUCAACGGCUCGGACGGAACCGAUGAAGAGCAAGCCCCACCUUCCACCACGUCUGCCCACAUGAUUUCCGCUGCCCACAUCACUUCUCCUGCCCCUGCCUCGGCCCCAGCCGCCCCCACCAAUGCCCGGGAGGCACGGGCCGCCCGUCGGAUGGCGCGAACGCAAGCGCCAGUGCGCGAGGAUUCCGAGACGCGCCGCAAAGCCACCCGAUCGUCAGCGGGCAAGCGCCGCCAACGGCGCUGGCAAAAUCAGUGCUUUCUGCACAGUCUGGCUCACCGCAUCGACGAAGUGCAUGGCUUUACUGACGACGAAGGCAAUGUUUCAUAUCCCGAGGCAGAACCCUCGGCCUUCACCUCGCUGCUGAGCAACCACCAAGCCCGUGAGACGUGGACGAAAUUCUCUGAGCUCCCCCUGCGCAAACAGAGCCAAAUCUUGGCUAAAAGAAGCCCAAAGUCGAUGGUCCAGCGCUCCGAGGAGCAAGCGCGAUUUUUCGCCAUGCCCCACCAGACGCGCAACAACCUUAAACGACAAGCCCUGUCCGUCGAUGCCGUCUGUGAACAAGAGGAGGCCGUUUUGUACAUCCUGGCUCACACCGGCGUCUUUGAGGCCACAGAGCGUGAUGGUCGCCGCCGUACCGUCCUCUAUGCUCUGGCCCAGUAUCACGACCUCGAAUGCACCUCUUCGGACAAGACCAAGGAGGGGCGCGUCGUGCGUGUGGCGGGCCACAUCUCCCACGAGGAUCGCCUUUGGCGUGUGUUGGCUGCUCACCAACAUGUCCCUCGUUCCAAGGCAGGAGCAAAGCCAUUGCCCUUGUUGCAAGCACAACUGCCCAAGGACGACGAGACCGCCACCCAGUGUUUGCUCUUGGAUGCAAUGGAACGUGACUCGGACAGCUCCAACUCUCGCACCAGUGACUCGGAUGCUUUGCUGGCAGAUUAUCAAGCCAUCGAGCACGUUGAUUGCGCACCAGCGGAUGAUGCAUGGCAGCUCUUGACCCUUGAACCAUGAGCCUCUGUAAGGUAUCACAGGUGGUUUGGUUUGGUGGCUCAUGUGAAGUGUGGCUGUGGCAAUCUCCUCAAGUCAAUGCUCUCAGGCGCGCUCUCUCCAUUCUCUUGGCUUCAACUUGUGCUAUGUGUACUGUUGCAGCUGAUCGGCACCCUUGUACCAAACGGAGACCUAUGUCAAUCAAAGAGAUCCAGCAUCAGCCAUGACAUCCAUGAUAUCCACGUUCAUCCAUCUUCGAAUCAAUCAUAAAUUGCGCC
Messenger RNA from Monosiga brevicollis MX1, 1613 nucleotides. RefSeq lists its product as uncharacterized. The transcript has 13 exons. Bases 1 to 1359 code for a protein of 452 amino acids. Lineage: Eukaryota; Choanoflagellata; Craspedida; Salpingoecidae. The record is from RefSeq and is a predicted model, not a curated record.